Messenger RNA from Cottoperca gobio, 1838 nucleotides. Its product is annotated as bone morphogenetic protein 2. Gene Ontology annotation, cellular component: extracellular region. Gene Ontology annotation, molecular function: growth factor activity; cytokine activity. Lineage: Eukaryota; Metazoa; Chordata; Actinopteri; Perciformes; Bovichtidae. The transcript has 5 exons. Bases 568 to 1743 code for a protein of 391 amino acids. The record is from RefSeq and is a predicted model, not a curated record.
AAUCCUUCAUAUUUAAUGUUAUUUCUUUAUUUAAAUAAGUAUUUUAUUGUUAUACUGUGUAAAUAUAAAGCACAUUAAUUUAAAUUAUAAAUUAUAAAUAAAGCUGCCUUUCUUCCAUCUAUCCAAUAAUGCAUCCGUAUUAAAUACAAACAGGUUUUUGCCAGACUGGUUAUUUUGACACCUUCUUAUAGGCUAAUAGUUUCCAUGGUGACACCUAUCAGAAGGGUUAAUCAUUUUUGAAAUGAUCUUUUAAAGCCUGCAUUAAUGACACCUUUCAAAUCUUUACAAACACGUACUCUAACAGUCGGGAAGACAAACGGCCUUUGACCUUUACUGUAACCUGGAUACACAAAUUAAGGGGAAUUAGUCUUUUAUUUUACUUUUAUCUGUAAAGUCGACUCUCGGGUAAUUUUCACAUUUCCUUUGUGUUGUCUUCGCACCAUCAUCAAUCACAAUCAUCUCCUGGUGUUAGCUGAAUACAGGGGGCAGCCGCUCAUCAAAGGCAGCGGGGUCCCCCUUAUCACCCGGCGUCCCGCAGGUGUAGAGCUCAGUUCACUCUCUCUAAAAAUGACAACAGGAGCUCUGCGCGUCUGGCUCGUCCUCGCUCUCCGGCUGAGAUGCGUCACCCUGCUCGCCCUCCCGCUGGACAGAGGUACGGCAGCCGGGCGCGAGGACGGUUUGGACACUACGAACACGGCGAGCGAGGAGCUGGACGCGAUGUUACAUUUGAAGGAUUUACCUCCAAGUCCAGCGGUGGUUCCUCACAAGAAGGCGCCUCAGUUUAUGUUGGAUCUUUUUAAUGCCGUGACAGUGUCCGACGGGAGCCUGAAGAGCCAGAAGGAGAUUCUGGAAGGAAACAUAGUGCGGAGUUUCGAGGAUAAAGGUCAUUUUGGAGAGAGGUUCCACUUCUUCAACCUGUCGUCUGUAGGCAGAGAGGAGCGAAUGAUCAAAGCAGAGUUCCGUUGGUUCAGAAAGAAACAGAAGUUUUACCUCGGAAAGUCAUAUGGGCCUCAUUUCUACAAGGUGGAUCUGUAUGAGGUGCUGGACAGCCGAGUGAAGCCAUGGAGAGGAAACCUCAUCACCUCCAGACUGGUGCCACUGUACACUCAGGGAUGGGAAGUCUUCAAUGUCACUCAAACAGUGUCAAAGUGGAUCCGCAACAGUCAGGAGAAUAACGGCAUCCUUGUGGUGACGACGCUUCCUUCUGGAAACUGGAUGGAGUCAGUGGCGUCCUCGUGGAAGCGGAAUGGAGAGCUGACAGACACGAACGCCUACCUGGUCUUAUUCUCAGACGACGGGAGGACAGGAGCAUCAAACCAGUCGUACCUGGGACAAGCCUCGCCUGCAGCAGCACCUGAGCUCCACGACCACCGCAGCAGGAGACGGCGUGCAUCUCCUGGCUUCCUGCCCCACAGCCGCUCACAGUCCUGCCAGCGGGUACCCCUCUUCGUCGACUUCGAGGAGAUCGGCUGGUCCGGCUGGAUCAUCUCCCCCCGAGGAUACAACGCCUACCACUGCAAAGGUUCCUGCCCGUUCCCCCUAGGGGGAAGCCUCAAAGCGACCAACCACGCCACGGUGCGCUCCAUCAUGCACGCGCUCAAGCUCUCGAGCGAUGAGGUGGAAGCGCCCUGCUGCGUCCCCGACAGACUCCAGUCCAUCAGUUUGUUAUAUUUUGACGAUGAGCAGAACGUGGUUUUGAAGCAGUAUGACGACAUGGUGGCAUUAAGCUGCGGCUGUCACUGACUGGCCGCGCGUCUCCUUCGCUCUUUAACACCAGAACAAUGAGGGAUGGGGAGAUGAUGGUUUGCUUGACCGGAUUAAAAAACUGUAUUUUCGUG